Messenger RNA from Salvia splendens (bonfire salvia), 852 nucleotides. Its product is annotated as AP-2 complex subunit sigma. The transcript has 6 exons. Gene Ontology annotation, cellular component: AP-2 adaptor complex. Gene Ontology annotation, molecular function: clathrin-cargo adaptor activity. The record is from RefSeq and is a predicted model, not a curated record. NCBI's taxonomy places the organism in Eukaryota, Viridiplantae, Streptophyta, Magnoliopsida, Lamiales, Lamiaceae. Gene Ontology annotation, biological process: clathrin-dependent endocytosis; protein transport. The coding region runs from base 155 to 583 and encodes 142 amino acids.
UGAAAGAUUUACUAAUUUCAAACAUUCCCACAUUAAUAAAAUGAAAAUUUUCUGAGUCAAUAUAGUGAACCGAUUACCAAAUCAUCAUCGCAAUUAAUCCAUCCCUCUUCAAAAUUUUAUUAUAGGAGCUCAGCUCACUUCAGUUCUUGGGAAAAUGAUCCGGUUCAUACUAUUGCAGAACAGGCAAGGGAAAACUCGAUUAGCCAAAUACUACAUUCCUCUCGAGGAAUCCGAGAAGCACAAGGUUGAGUACGAGGUUCAUCGUUUGGUUGUGAAUAGGGAUCCCAAAUUCACCAAUUUUGUAGAGUUCCGAACUCACAAGGUCAUCUACAGGCGGUAUGCUGGUUUAUUUUUCUCAUUGUGUGUAGACAUUACGGACAACGAGUUGGCUUAUUUGGAAAGCAUUCACUUAUUUGUGGAGAUACUGGAUCACUUUUUCAGCAAUGUGUGUGAGCUAGAUCUCGUAUUUAAUUUCCACAAGGUGUAUCUCAUACUAGAUGAGUUCAUACUUGCCGGGGAACUGCAAGAAACAAGCAAGAAGGCAAUCAUCGAGAGAAUGGGAGAAUUGGAAAAGCUGGAUUAGAGAUUGCUAGGAAGAGCACAAACGAGGCUACAGAAUACCAACAUUCAGCUAAAACAUACUCUUGCAUCUCUCUUACACCGUGCAUGCUUGCAGCAUUUUGACUUCUUGUUUGUAAAGGUCCUAAAAAUUCUCUUUGUUUGGUGAAUUUUAUUUGGAUGCUUUUUGAUUCAGCUUGUACUAAAUGUAAAAGGAUGUAGUCUGCACAGGGUUGAAUUAUUCAUAAUUGGUGAUAAAAUAUUAAAUUUUCUUCCGAGAGACGAUGUGAUUCA